Molecule: messenger RNA, 3055 nt
Organism: Pangasianodon hypophthalmus (striped catfish)
Lineage: Eukaryota; Metazoa; Chordata; Actinopteri; Siluriformes; Pangasiidae
Gene: rp2
Product: RP2 activator of ARL3 GTPase
Exons: 5
Coding region: 144-1235 (363 amino acids)
Biological process (GO): post-Golgi vesicle-mediated transport
Cellular component (GO): cilium; periciliary membrane compartment
Molecular function (GO): GTPase activator activity
Source: RefSeq, a predicted model, not a curated record
AUGAUUGGCUGGCUGUGUGAGGGGUAAGAAACGGGAAGCUCUCAGGUUUACGGGCGUUAGUGAUUUGGUAGCUUGACGCGGUUGUGAGGAAGACCUGGUGUUUAGUGGGGUAUUUUGGAAUUAUUUUGGUGAUAUUUUGAAACAUGGGGUGCUUUUUCUCGAAAAAAUCAAGGAGAAAAUCUCCGGAUAAAGACCCUGCGCUGCCUUCCGAGGUCUCUACCAACAACACCAACGGUAACCAAGAGGAACCCAAACAGUACAGCUGGGACAAACGGGAAAAGGUUGAUCCCAAAGACUUCAUGCUGACCGGUUUGAAGGACACCACCGUGGGCCGUCUGCCCGGAAAACUGAACGGUCAGCAGUUCACCAUCCAAGAAUGCGAGAACUGCAACAUCUACGUGCUCGACCACUCGGCUACGGUCACCAUCGACGACUGCGUCAACUGCCGCAUUGUGCUCGGCCCCGUCAAAGGCAGCGUCUUCUUCCGGGAUUGCAGAGACGUUAAGUGCGUGGUGGCGUGCCAACAAUUCCGCACGAGGGACUGCAAGAAAAUGGACGUGUUUCUGUGCUGCGCCACGCAGCCCAUCAUCGAGUCUUCUACAGGCAUGAAGUUCGGCUGUUUUCAGUACUAUUACCCCGAGCUGGCCUUCCACUUCAAGGACGCAGGGCUGAGCAUCUUCAACAACAACUGGAGCAACGUGCACGACUUCACGCCCGUUUCAGGAGAGAACAACUGGAGUCUAAUGGCCGAGGACGCCGCCGUGUUGGAGCACGUCCCUCUUCCCGAUCCCGAGUCGGAGUUUAAGGGCGUACGCAUAUCCGCUGAUAAGAACCGCAGCAUCGUCCCGUUGACCAAAGGAGGGAGGAGAAAGGAGAGCGAGGAGUCCUGCCUGUUCGUCUUCUUCGCUGGAGAUUACACCACGGCCAACGCUCGGAAGCUCAUCGAUGAGGCGACUGUCAAGGGCUUCGUCCUCAUCCAGACCAAGGAGGUGUCCAUGCGUCCUGAAGACGUGAACAGGGUUUUCCAGAACAGCGCAGAGGAGCUCACCGAGUGGACGGCCAAAGGUCCUGUCGUGGCUCUCGAGCUGAACGGAGACGGCGUGGUGGAAGCCUGCAGGAUCAUCGCGAAUGAGGUGUUCAAAGGAACAAAGGUAUUUGUUUCUGAGAAUAAAAAUUCAGCCUCGCAGGACAUCGACAACUUUUUCAACUUUGCUGACAUGCAGUUGGGACUGUGACUGGAACAAACGCAAACCGAGUUUUUUUUAACAGACACAUUUUUCUAUGUUCAAUGUUGAAAACUAAAAGUGAGCUGGAGUUCAUGAUCUACUGGUGAAAGUGAUGAAGCAGGCGCAGAGUCCACUGGCGUCACUCUCACCUUUUAAAGGUUGGUUUAAACCCGUUUGGACCCCUAGGGGUCAAGAGGUCACAGUGGUGGAAAUCACAAACCACCAUUAUCAAAGUUAUUAUAUUAAUCGUUGCGUUCUCAUAGGUAUUAGUCCCGAAUGAAAUGCAAACCUCAAUAACUCAGGACGCUAUUGGACGAUUUGAGGAGUGAAUCAGAGCGAAAUUGAUUCAUUUGAUUCAUUUCACACUGCAUAUAGUGAAACGAAUCAUUAUGUGGAGUGUGAAGUGAAUGAAACGAAUCAAAAGAAUCAGUUUCACUCUGUGUAUUCAGUGUGAUUCAGUGUGCGUAUAGAGCUUCGAAUGUCCUCGUAAAUCUUUCAUUCACUGGCGAUAAAUACAGCGAUGGACAAAAAGUGAAACAGAACUUUAUCAAGUGCACAGAGAAAUCACAAAAAUCACCCCAACAUGGAGAACACAGCCAACACGAAAGUAAUGACUAGAUAAUCAUAUAAAUAACUAGUUUAAAACAUUUUAUGUGUCACAUCCAGAGUUUAUUUCCUCUUUUUGUCCAUAGCGUGAAGCACACAACGCGUUUGAUUCACUUCCUGCAGGUGAGUCGAUUCACUUACAGGUGAGUCGAAUCGCUUUCUCACUGGAGUUCACUCAGAAACGACUCUAGACCUCCUCGGAGACCAUCACGCUCAGACGAUGCUCAGAUCUGAGUGUGUUUCCGUGAUCUUCCCUGAAUAAAAAAAAACGCACAGAUGAUGAAACUUUUUAUAAAAAUGUGUUCUGUGAAAAGGAAACGCUCAGAAAUAUUUAAAUAACGAGUCUAAAUAUUUAAAUAUUUGGAUUAGGUUCAUAAAAUUAAAUCUGUACUGAGCAAAUCCAUGUUUUUUUUUUUGUUUUUUUUUAAACAUCAAAAUGGCUCCCUGGCUUAAAAAAAAAAAAAAAAAAAGCUUUGACAACCCCAGGUUUAAACAACUAUGUAAUGUUUUUUAUUUUUAUUUUACUGGUACUGCUGCUAAAUUUUAGGUUACGUGUUCGCAGGUUAGAUGUUUUUAUGCUGUUUAUCCUCCUUUUUCUUGAAUUUUUUUCUUGAAAGAUUAUUCUUGUAACGGUGAAAAAUCUUUGAAUGUCACUGCUCUGUGAGUCAUGCUGAAAAUAAGUUAAAGCGUGUAGAUAUUUAUUUAUCCGUAAGUGCAGCUCGUCACUGUCUGUAUAUGUGCUUCGUUUGUAAAUCAGGAAUCGAACUUGUUAGAACAGAGUUGUUGUUUUUUUAAUGAAAAAAUCUUAAUUUUCUCCUUUUCUCUACUUCUGUAGUUUGAUGCUGUAUACCUUUUCUCUUUUUGCUUGGACACUUUAUUCUCCGUGUUUUGUUUCAUUUUUAAAAAAAGAGGACAAAUCAUACGAGUUAUGUAUAGAAAUGAAUAUCUAAAGCUGGAGUGUUGCCAAUCAGAUGUAGCUGAAUGUACUGCUCUGUAAAGCUGUCACUUUUACAUCCCUUCUUUUUAUACCGAAAAUAUUUUACUCCUGUGAUCAAACGCAGUUUGUUUUGUACAGGUGAAAAAAAAAAACACAUUGUGAUAUUUUAACGUACUUUUGUACGUUUUAUCAGUUCUGGUUUGUAUGAGGCGGUUUUGUAGAAAUGAAUGUACACUGUGAUUUAUCUAUAUAUAUAUAUAUAUAUAUAAAAGUUUCUUCACAAGAG